Mytilinidion resinicola is the source of this 2162-nucleotide messenger RNA. Its product is annotated as PLAC8-domain-containing protein. The record is from RefSeq and is a predicted model, not a curated record. The transcript has 2 exons. NCBI's taxonomy places the organism in Eukaryota, Fungi, Ascomycota, Dothideomycetes, Mytilinidiales, Mytilinidiaceae. The coding region runs from base 247 to 1758 and encodes 503 amino acids.
GCUGCCCCCCAAAUCUUGUCGCUCGCCGGUUUCCUUAAGACGAAACAGAACUCCAUCCCGUUGCAUCCGAGCUGCAGAUCUGCCCAUGUCCAUGCUUACUUAGCUUGUAAAUUGGCGACAGACAUCCUUUCAGCGCUGCAUUGGCAUUCUCGAGCUUUGCAAAUUCCAUUUCCAACCGUGAAGCGGGUUUUCUUCCGUUGCUGAACCUUCAACCCUCUCAGACGUCGCCGCAAAUCACACACCGCCAUGUAUCCCGGACAGCCCCCACAGCAGAAUCCCCGCCAAAAUCGACCUCAGCAACCUCGACUCCAGCUACCAGACCGGCAGCACAAACGCUUUUCAUGGCAGGCCUCGACCGAGGACGUAUCGAAGCUGGGGAAUGGCCACCGGGCUACAGGGUCCGUGGACAGCCAGUGGUCAUACGAAGAGACUCCAGUCCACAUGAGGCACCCGAGAGAUCCCAUUCAACGACUCGCACGCGAACCCGAUAUGAGCACCAUAGCUCAAUCACCAGUCACGCCCAUAGACACACGACCUCAAUCUAUCUUCAAUGCACAGAUACCUCAGACAACGCAAGCACCGGCAUAUUCUGCGACCGAAUAUCCCCCCGAGAAGUCUGGCUCGGCUUUCCAGGGACCUCCUCCACCACAGGCACCUCAUCCAGCAUCUCAUCCACCACAAUCGCCCGUAAGCCCACUGCCAGUUGGGUAUCCCCAAGAGAAGCCCUCUUCUCCCUACAACGUCCCGCCUCCUUCGCAAACACAUCCGGCAAUGUACGCACCAAUUGUCGAAUCUAGAACACCCGUAUCGCCGCUCCCCCAGCACCAACGAGCAUCUCAGUACGCACCUGCCGCUGAAGCCAGAACACCCGUAUCACCCUACCGCCAAAGCAUGCCUCGCCAGAGCAUGCCCUUCAUGCUCACUCCGAUCCAAAUUCCCUCCUACACUCGCCAACGCACCCCCAACCAAACCCCCAUCACGCCCUCCCGCAUCCCGGACCUCCCCACCAACACCAAGACCCCUAUCACCCCCCACUCCCCCGCCCCCUUCAACUCCCACACCCCAGUCUCCCCACCUCACUCUCCCGGUGCCCUCCCGCUCAAGAAGCCAAUCGAUUUCGACCUUCCCUCACCCACCUUCAUGAACCGCCAGCGCCCACUCUCCGCCCACAACGACACCCCUUACUCCCCCACCUCCGCCGUCUCAGCGCACAUUCCUGUAUUCUCGCCCAACGCGCCGACAGGGCCCAACGGGCUGGAGCUAGAGCGGCAUCAACCGGGGCAGAUCGCGCACCCGAAUAUGGAUUUGAGUGCGCGAGGGGAAUCGCAUGAGUGGAAGCAUGGACUUUGCGAGUGCGGUGGGGAUGUGGGGACGUGUAUGACGGGGCUGUUUUGCCCGUGCGUGCUUUAUGGACGGACGGCGUAUCGGCUGAGUCAGAGGAGUCAGAAGAAGGACCCGACGGAGCUGCUGGGGUACAGUGCGUUUAAUGGGCAGUGUGGGGUUAUGGCGAGUGCGUGUGGGAUGUGGUGCUUGUUCCCGCUAGUCCAAAGAACACGCCUCAGGCAUCUCUAUAAACUCACCGGCUCCCUCUUCUCCGACAUCGGAAAGGCGUGCUGUUGCUGCUGUUGUGUGGCUAUCCAGAACGAGAGGGAGAUCAGGGAUCGAGAGGAGAGUUCGAGACGGUGGGCCGGGCCGGCGAAUACGGAGACGUAUACUGCGCCCGGGCAGAUGGUGUACGCGCCGCCGCCGAGGGGGUAAGGCCCUCAAACCCGCUUUCGGAUUAGAGCAUUGGUGAAGGAAGAAAAGAGUACGAUUAAAUGUGAACGAGAUGGGGAGGAAGAGAGAGAUGUUACUGCUUGUUGAUACCCACUUUCUUAUCUACUUUCUGAUGCUUUUGUUACUGUAACGACUUUAUGUAUCAUGAGCGGUCUUCCUGAUUUGUUUUGUUAGAUGAAACGUGGCAGCGUAGUGUAGUGAUUAUUUUUGCAAUGUCCAUACCCCUCUUCGUUCGUCUUCAAACCCUUGUAUGCUAAGGAUCAUAGUCUUGCAUCAACUUCGAGCAUCAUGACGUUUCCUACCAGUGACGGUUCCCACCUUCAGCAAAAUGUCAUUUACUAUGCUAGGGAUCAGCACUCUCUGUAUCAUCUAUCUACCAGCACCCC